This is a messenger RNA of Colossoma macropomum (tambaqui), 1021 nucleotides long. RefSeq names its product prothymosin alpha a (gene ptmaa). Gene Ontology annotation, cellular component: nucleus. The record is from RefSeq and is a predicted model, not a curated record. The coding region runs from base 140 to 460 and encodes 106 amino acids. Gene Ontology annotation, biological process: negative regulation of apoptotic process; positive regulation of transcription by RNA polymerase II. Gene Ontology annotation, molecular function: histone binding. The transcript is spliced from 5 exons. NCBI's taxonomy places the organism in Eukaryota, Metazoa, Chordata, Actinopteri, Characiformes, Serrasalmidae.
CCGUCGGAGGAGUUUGCCACAGGCACUAACUCACCCUUUAUCUUUAUUAUAGGCGCUUUUUGGAUUCUUUCCCCCUCCUCUCUCUUUACAUUUAUUUUUUUCCGUGUGACCGCAUCCCAUUUUCACAUUUUAGGCAGAAAUGGCUGACACAAAAGUCGACACCAGCUCGGAAAUCUCCGCCAAGGACCUUAAAGAAAAGAAAUUGGUUGAAGAGGAAGCAGAAAAUGGAAAAGAUGCUCCAGCCAAUGGAAAUGCAGAUAAUGAGGAAAAUGGAGAUCCGGAAAAUGAAGUAGAAGAGGAAGAGGAUGAUGUUGGCGAGGAAGAGGACGAGGAGGAUGAUGGAGAGGGUGAUGAUGACGAAGAAGAUGAUGAGGCCGAGGGCGGUACAGGGAAAAGGGCAGCUGAAGAUGAUGAUGAUGAAGAUGACGUUGAAACUAAGAAGCAGAAGACAGAUGAUUAAGAGGGAAUCCUGCUGAACAUCCUUUCAACCCUCCUUUCCUUAACUCGUCCACUGGGGGAAGACAAAAAUGUGGUCAUCAUCAAGUAGAGUUCAGCAUCUGUGUACACACACCUAACUGCAAAUUUUGUAGAAACAACCAAGACUUCAAAGCUCUACCUUCUUACAAAAUACUUUAAAAGGAGAAUUUGUUUGUAUUUUUAUUUACAUUUUAUAUUUUUGUACAUAUUGUUAGGAGGUCAGCCAUUUUUGACAGUGAUCUCUGGUUACCAAACGGUGCUUUGAAGUUGAAGCCUCUCUAUGAAAUAGAUUUUACUUGUGGUUUGACCAUGUCAUGUUAUCUCAACUGAAAUUGUAAAAAAUCAAAAGCAGUUUAAUUCAAAGCAUUCCAGUACUUUGUGUAUGUACAUCAGUUGUACCAUACUAGUUGGUUUGUAUGAGAUGGCAAGGCCGAAGAAAAGAAUUUUCUUUUCUUACUUGUCUAUUAAAUUGCUAUCUAUUGUGGCCUGUUUGAUGUAUGUGUGAAAUUGUUGUGCAACAAUAAACCGAAAUUUUAUUUUGUGA